This is a messenger RNA of Arabidopsis lyrata subsp. lyrata, 1208 nucleotides long. RefSeq names its product probable ADP-ribosylation factor At2g15310. The coding region runs from base 326 to 943 and encodes 205 amino acids. Gene Ontology annotation, cellular component: cytoplasm. Gene Ontology annotation, biological process: intracellular protein transport; vesicle-mediated transport. NCBI's taxonomy places the organism in Eukaryota, Viridiplantae, Streptophyta, Magnoliopsida, Brassicales, Brassicaceae. Gene Ontology annotation, molecular function: GTP binding; GTPase activity. The record is from RefSeq and is a predicted model, not a curated record. The transcript has 5 exons.
CUAGAAUGAGAAAGACAGAACACAGAAUCUAACCAGUCUUGCUCUGUGUCCUAAUGAGCUUUUGGGUUUGGAAAAGGACACACCAUUCUUUACUUCCUUAGGGAAUUUAUUCUUUUCCAGAAUGUGAUUUUGCCUUUUAGCUUGCCUUUACAUUCUGAAAAUCAAACUUUCAGUUAUUUUUCAUUUUUUCUCAUGUGUGUAAAAUACUCUUCACAGAUCUCAUAUAAGCCCAAGCUUAUUCCUCUACCAGACAGCUUGAAUUGAAAUAUCAAAGCAGUGUUUCUUUCACUAUAUCUCAGAUUCCUUGUUUUUGUUUUUGUUCUACAUGGGAGCCAGAUUUUCGCGUAUAGCGAAAAGGUUUCUUCCUAAAAGUAAAGUAAGGAUUUUGAUGGUGGGUCUUGAUGGUUCAGGGAAGACUACCAUUCUUUACAAGCUGAAGCUUGGAGAGGUUGUCACAACAGUGCCUACUAUUGGGUUCAACCUCGAGACAGUAGAAUACAAAGGCAUCAAUUUCACUGUAUGGGAUAUAGGAGGACAAGAGAAGAUUCGUAAACUGUGGAGACACUAUUUCCAGAACGCACAGGGGCUUAUCUUUGUGGUGGACAGCAGUGAUAGUGAAAGGAUAUCAGAAGCUCGAAACGAGCUGCAUCGCAUACUAACCGAUAAUGAACUAGAAGGUGCAUGUGUACUCGUCUUUGCGAACAAGCAAGAUUCAAGAAAUGCUUUACCAGUAGCCGAGGUUGCCAACAAACUUGGUCUACACAGCCUAUCCAAACGUUGUUGGCUUAUACAAGGAACCUCAGCCAUCUCUGGGCAAGGAUUAUACGAAGGACUUGAAUGGCUAUCCACAACAAUCCCGAUCAAACCCGAACGGUCUACUUCGGUUGGUAGUUUCCGGAACAAUUCCUAUGAGAGGAAGCUGGUACGAGGUCCGAGGUAUUAAAAGUCUGAAGGCUUUGAAUUGGUUAUUCCAAUGUAGAAAACGGAACGUACCAAAUAUCACAAGUGUGUUUUUGUACUAGCUUGUUUGGUACGCUCCGGUUGGUACGAGCAACCAAAAUAGCUCUCUUCUUCGUUCUAUGUAUUUGUAUGAUUAUGGCGUUUUGUUUUCAAUGUUUCUCAAUGAGAACCAUACUUGACUAUUACUCAUAUUAUUGAGUGAAUAAGGUUUUUAGGGUAUAUAUCUUUACGUACACCCUUUAUAUGAA